Messenger RNA from Trichoderma virens Gv29-8, 210 nucleotides. RefSeq lists its product as uncharacterized. Gene Ontology annotation, biological process: respiratory electron transport chain. NCBI's taxonomy places the organism in Eukaryota, Fungi, Ascomycota, Sordariomycetes, Hypocreales, Hypocreaceae. The record is from RefSeq and is a predicted model, not a curated record. The transcript is spliced from 3 exons. Gene Ontology annotation, cellular component: mitochondrion. The coding region runs from base 1 to 210 and encodes 69 amino acids.
AUGCGUCCCAAUGCCGAGCUGAGGAGGCAAGUCAUUGCCAUAUACAAAGAACUCUUAUUCCUCGGCCGCGAAUAUCCUCUUGGUUACGGCUACUUCCGCCCCCGUCUGCACAAAGCCUUCAUGUCUCGUGCCGCCGAGAGAGACGAGGACAAGAUUCGCGCGGGCAUCAAGCAGGCCGAAUACGUAAAGAAAGAAAUUGAAGCUCUGUAA